AUGCGCAAAUCUAAUAACUCAUUAGUCGAAAUCGCAAGGGACCUCACGAACAAGUCAAAUGUACCGCUAACUAUUCAGCACUACCUUUCUAGUAUGGCUGGUCUCACUGACCAGUUCAACGCCACAAACUACAAGGACCCUAGUCGUCAGCGCAUGUAUCUGAAGGAUAUUGAUUGCCCUCCAGUCUGGCAUGAGAAAUUACGAUCGCUUCUUCCACCAUUUCUUUAUUAUAUGAAUGAGUCUGUGGCAGAUAAAGAGGGAGAUGCGGCCCCUGCUGGUGACCUGAUGAGCAGCCUUCCCGAAGAAAUGAGGGCAAUGAACAUGAUGUGCUAUAUCGGCCAUGAGGGCACCUACACUCCAGCUCACAGAGAGAUGUGUGCUACUCUUGGGCAUAAUAUCAUGGUCGAAGCUUCGACCGGGGGAUUGGAAGACGGAAAACCGACAAAACCUGGAUCUUCAAUCUGGUUCAUGACUGAAAAGAAAGAUCUUAAGGUUGUCUCAGAGUAUUGGCUAUCGACAUUAGGACACGAUAUCGAAAUUGAGGACCACUUUGCGCAAAUAAAUGCCUGGAAGUCUGCGCCAUUUAAAACCUGGGUCGUGGAACAGAAAGUUGGUGAUUUUAUUCUAAUCCCUCCUCUUGCUCCUCAUCAGGUGUGGAAUAGAGGCACUCGCACGAUGAAAGUUGCAUGGAACAGGACGACUGCUGAAACGCUUGAUCUUGCUUUGACUGAAGCGCUACCCCGGGCUAGAAUGGUCUGCAGAGACGAACAAUACAAGAACAAAGCCAUCAUUUACUUCUCCCUUAAGAAAUAUUCGACUCUCCUUGAAAAAGCAACUACACGUGAUGAAUUAAGAUAUCGCAGCCUAAAGUCCGAUUUCAAACGCCUGUUUGCGUUAUUCACUCAGAUUCUUCUAUCUGAGAGUUUUUCUACUCGAAUACCGGAGCCCAAAAACGUUGAAUUAGUUCCGUUCUCAAGCAAUAUCACUUGUUCAUAUUGUCGAUGCAAUAUCUUCAACAGGUUUCUUACCUGCCCCUCGUGCAUUGGUAAGUUUCCAGACGGGGAAGAUGACACCUAUGACGUUUGUAUGGACUGCUUUGUGAUGGGUCGAAGUUGUGCCUGCAUAUCUAAGCUGAGGUGGGUGGAGCAAUUUCGUUGGAAAGACCUCGCCCGGGAUCAUGAACGCUGGCGAAACCAGAUUACCAAGAUCUCUUCAGGAAGAAGUCGAAAGGAUAAGGAUAAUUUUCAACCCCUUUCAGUUGAGCAAGAGAAAUAUGAAAAGAAGACGCUGGCAGAAAUAUGCCAGGUGGAAUUGAAACGCCGGCCGUGGACCGACGUCACAAAGCCGGUCAAAGAUGAUGUUGACGAUGACGAUGAGAACCACAGGGAAUCUACUCGAAAACGCCGAAAAAUAACCAAAGCUGACAAACAUAAAUAUAGUCGAUGUCACAUCUGUGGACCGACAUUAAAUUGGAAGCUCGAGACAUGUUCUCAAUGCAACCUGCAAUGGUGUUACGGCAGUUUAUACAGAGCAUUUGAUAUCAUGCCAAUGGCAGUGCUGGAGGUACGGAGUUGGAAAUGCCCAAGAUGUGAAAGGAUAUGCCCAUGUGCGAAUUGCAAGCGCCGCGACCCAACAAUUCAAGGAUAUGUACCAACCGAGACCCGAAUCGGCCAUGAUACCAAAAAGAUUGCUGAUGUCAGAAGUGUAGAGUCUCUGGUGGAUUUUAGUCAUUCAAACCUAUUUUGGCUUAAGAAAUCAGGCGAGCAUCCUGAAACAUCACAGGAUAGCCGAAGAAUGCAGUUGAGAAUAGAAGAAGCAGAGAAGGCUAAAUUGGUUGUGCCUGUUUUAUAUGAUCACGACUCUGACGACAGUGAAAUAAGAAAGGGGGGGGGCCAAAAUGAUAACCCUACCUUUGACGAGAGUCUUAUAGACCCCGCCCUUAUGGACAGGGGUCAUCAAACGAGUUUUGUUGUCCCGCAAAACGCUAUUUUCCGAGACGACAUGGCUGACCGUUACCAGCCCACGGAAGGUAUCACAUUUGAAUACCCAGAGCCAGAACAGCCAGCAGAACAGAAUAAAGCUGAGGAAAUUGUCGUGGACCCAAACCUCUUCCAGACUAACGAACAGGCUCUAGAGGAAGUUAAUGGGGGCGAACCGGAUGAAGAUGAACCUGAAGAUCUACCUGUAGACCCAAGGCUGGACGAUGGUGUUGGCAAUAGGCGAAAACGGGGAAUUGAAAUCGACGAUGAUUUUACUCUUUCUCGACGAUCAAUCUCCCGUAUUAACACGUCUGGAGCUAGGAAGGUUGCAACAAGACGAAGUCAGCUGAACUCCAUGCAGUCGGAUGAUCUUGGGGGAUCUGGCAGUGACCAAAGUGAAGGCGAAGAUGGGGCGGAAGAACAAACUUCGCAGGCUAUGUUACGCCCUCGAACUUCGAGGCCUGCUAAGAAGACUGUUAAAAAGUCGGUGGCAACCAAAGCUUCAAAGUCCAAAUCUGUGAUAUUCGCCAAGAAAGCUAGCGAAGUAGGUGAAACUAAAGAGACAGAUGAAUCAGUUCCUACCGCACAAUUGCAAAACAAGUCCCCGCUGGAGCCAAGGUCGGAGGUGAAUGGCACUGCUAAACAGGCUGCGCAAAACAAAACUGCCAAAUUACAGGCAAUGGGUUGGGUAGAAGAUGAUGAUAACGAUGGAUGGGCCUAA
Trichophyton rubrum CBS 118892 is the source of this 2700-nucleotide messenger RNA. RefSeq lists its product as uncharacterized. The transcript has a single exon. The coding region runs from base 1 to 2700 and encodes 899 amino acids. NCBI's taxonomy places the organism in Eukaryota, Fungi, Ascomycota, Eurotiomycetes, Onygenales, Arthrodermataceae. The record is from RefSeq and is a predicted model, not a curated record.